CUGUAAUAUACUGCGUUUUUUAUUUUAGUUUGUAAUUGGAUUUUAUAAUUCUAGAGUAGCUAUUGAAUUCGUUUAAUUGAAAAUAUGGAACGUAAAGGUUGUGAUUUAAGAAGCGAAGAACAAAAGGCUCGAGUUAAGAAGUACAAUGACAGUCGAAGAAAAGGAAUGAAAUCUUUCGGACUAUUUGCUAGUGGUGCGGAUAACUCAAGAGACGGUUCUAAACAGAAAAAAUCUGAACUUGUAGCUCAAAGUAGGAAUAAGCGAAAGAGAGAUGAAAGUUUUUCUCGGUGGCCAGAUAUCCAUGAUCAACCAGCUGAUUCAAUUUAUGUUGAACAAGAUUUCAACCAAACUGUACCCCAAUUCCUGCAAAGUGCUCUCGAAAGGUUUUCUCUCUUAGAACAAAAGACUGGACUAAUUUCUUUGGCUAAAAGUAGGAAGCGUAAAAGAAAUGAAUGUUUUUCUCGGUUCUCAGAGACCUGUGGUCAACCUGUUGAUUCAUUUGAUGUUUCACACGAUGCUUCACAAUGGCAAAAAUCCAGUUUGAAUAUUGUUCAAAGUGCACCUCUAAAGAAAAACAAACUGCCCAAAGAUGCUUCCAGAAAGAUUAAAAAAAAACCAACUGCCUAGAGAUGAUAGCUGUUCUUCUCAUCAACUGUGUCUACUUUAUCCGAAUCUGUUGUACAGAAAAAGUGAAUAUUUGUGUCAGAUGAUUCACCUGUUUAAGUGAAACAGAUAAAUGCAAAGAAAAGGUUGUGUUUUUGUGGAAAGUAAAAGAAAAUUAUACACGAAAUACGUCAAAUACUUCCAUUCCAUGGAAAUAACCAGAAGCAAUUAAGUGGUACUUUCCGGAGCCAUUAAAAAAGAACAUGGUAUGCACAAAUAGAUUGUCACAAUUUUGU
Daphnia pulicaria is the source of this 899-nucleotide messenger RNA. RefSeq lists its product as uncharacterized. The record is from RefSeq and is a predicted model, not a curated record. The transcript is spliced from 7 exons. Bases 85 to 627 code for a protein of 180 amino acids. NCBI's taxonomy places the organism in Eukaryota, Metazoa, Arthropoda, Branchiopoda, Diplostraca, Daphniidae.